Punctularia strigosozonata HHB-11173 SS5 is the source of this 2085-nucleotide messenger RNA. RefSeq names its product FAD/NAD(P)-binding domain-containing protein. The record is from RefSeq and is a predicted model, not a curated record. Lineage: Eukaryota; Fungi; Basidiomycota; Agaricomycetes; Corticiales; Punctulariaceae. Bases 322 to 2085 code for a protein of 587 amino acids. The transcript is spliced from 4 exons. Gene Ontology annotation, molecular function: oxidoreductase activity.
CAGAGACGAGGAAGCCGAUGGCGCGCGCCACGGCAAGCGUCAGGGCCCCGCUGGACAACAUCAAGAUAUGUCAUCGCGCCGAACACAGACUUCAUCCCCGCGGGGUCCUCACGCAAGUGAGACCGUUCUGCCAAAGUUGGACGACCACCCUGUGGAGAAGCCACGUGCCUCAGACUUCUCUCGGCACGUAUUCUCAAGCCAGUUGCGUCCUUUACACAAGUGGGUGAUCAUUGCAUACGAGAGGAAGCCGAGACGCAUCUUUGCGGGCGACGGCUCGCGGGCUGGAGAAACAUGUGCGCAGAUCGACACGCAUCUAUAUAAAUGAAGAUCCCUGCAGUCGCACCUUCGCUCCCGGAAAUUGCGCCCCAAACCGUUUACUCCGUCUUUCCAGUUGUACGGGGGUCCACUUCAGCUAUGCCCUUCCGCAGAGAUAUCAGCUUGGACCAGCCUGUGAGGACUGGACAAACAGGCAACUAUGCCGACCAUCUCGAGGUCGAUGUCCUUAUCGUCGGCGCCGGCUUCGGUGGAGUGUACCUGCUGCACAAGCUCCGCGAUGAGUAUGGUAUGAAUGUCAAAAUAGUCGAAGCGGGAAAGGACCUUGGUGGAAUCUGGCAUUGGAAUUGCUACCCAGGCGCGCGCGUCGAUUCGAUGGUCCCGGUCUACGAAUACAGCAUAGAGAAGCUGUGGAAGAACUGGACUUGGACGGAGAAGUACCCCGGUUACGCCGAGCUGCGCGAGUAUUUUGCUUUCGUUGACCAACAUCUCGACAUCAAGAAAGAUGUCGCCUUCGACUCGAAGGUCGUCCGCGCACAGUUCGACAAACCCUCGCAGAGAUGGACCGUGAAGCUGGAAGACGGCCGGACCGCGCACUCGAAGUUCUUCAUCAGCGCCACCGGGUUCGCGGCGAAGCGCUACUUCCCCGAUUGGCCUGGCCUGGAGAAGUUCAAAGGCGUCAUGCACCACUCGUCCUUCUGGCCCGGUGAGGGCGUCGAUGUCACCGGGAAGAGGGUAGCCGUCGUCGGCACCGGCUGUACCGGACUCCAGAUUGCACAGGAAACGGCCAAGACCGCCGAGUCCGUGACCGUUUUCCAACGCACGCCCAAUAUCGCUCUCCCAAUGCGGCAGGAGAAGUUGACCAAGGAGGCGCAAGCGGCGCAAAAGAAGGACUACCCCGAGAUUUACAGAUACCGCAUGCAGACCGCUUCCGGCUUCCCGGCGGAACCCGUUGACCGUAACGCGCUGGAUGACACUCCUGAGCAGCGCGAGGAGCUCUACGAGGAGCUCUGGCAGAAGGGCGGAUUUUACUUCUUGCUGGGCGGGUACAAAGACCUGAUGUUGGAUGAGAGCGCCAACGACGAUGCGUACAAGUUUUGGGCGAGGAAGACCCGCGCGCGCAUCACCGAUCCCGUCAAGCGUGAGCUCCUCGCGCCACUCGAGAAGCCGCAUCCAUUGGGGUCCAAGCGUGCAUCUCUCGAACAGGACUAUUACGAAGUCGUCGACCGGCCGGAGAACGAGUUGGUGGACGUCAGGAAGACGCCCAUCGUUGAGGUGACGGAGAAGGGCCUCAAGACGGCCGACGGCAGGGAACGCGAGUUCGACGUCAUUGCCCUCGCCACCGGCUUCGACUCCUUGACGGGCGGAAUGAAGGACAUGGGCCUGAAGGACGUCAACGGCGUGGACCUGAGCGAAAAGUGGAAGAACGGGACGUACACCUACCUGGGCAUGACUCUAUCAGGGUUCCCCAACCUGUUCUUCCUCUACGGCGCACACGGUCCGACGGCGUUUAGUAACGGCCCAAGUUGCAUCGAAUGUCAGGCGGACUGGAUCAUCGACGCUAUAGCGAAGAUGAGAAAGGAGGGCAUCAACUGCAUCGAGCCCACGAUGGCCAGCGAGCAGGAAUGGCAUGACAAGGUCGAGACGAUCAGCAAGAACACGCUCUACCACAACACCGACAGUUGGUACAUGGGCACAAACAUCCCUGGCAAGCCGAGAGAGCAGCUGAACUACGCGGGCGGCAUCCCGCAGUAUACGCGGGAGUGUCGCGAGGUGCUUGAUAACGGAUUUGAAGGUUUCGUGACUGCAUAA